This is a messenger RNA of Alexandromys fortis (reed vole), 5568 nucleotides long. It is a transcript of the gene Pum1, whose product is annotated as pumilio RNA binding family member 1. Gene Ontology annotation, molecular function: mRNA 3'-UTR binding. The coding region runs from base 159 to 3908 and encodes 1249 amino acids. Gene Ontology annotation, biological process: regulation of mRNA stability; miRNA processing. Gene Ontology annotation, cellular component: cytosol; cytoplasm. The transcript has 23 exons. NCBI's taxonomy places the organism in Eukaryota, Metazoa, Chordata, Mammalia, Rodentia, Cricetidae. The record is from RefSeq and is a predicted model, not a curated record.
AUGGCAACGGGGCAACCUGUUCCAGAGCCGCCCGCCCGCCCGCUCCGCACACGCCGCUGCCACCGCCGGAGCCGGGGCCGGCGCCGCUCCCAUGAUGCACCGCGCCAGCCCAGUCCCCAGUGGGCCGCCAUGUUGUCGGAGUGAAAGGUGUUGGUGGAAUGAGCGUUGCAUGUGUCUUGAAGAGAAAAGCAGUGCUUUGGCAGGACUCUUUCAGCCCCCACCUGAAACAUCACCCUCAAGAACCAGCUAAUCCCAACAUGCCUGUUGUUUUGACAUCUGGAACAGGGUCGCAAACGCAGCCACAGCCAGCUGCAAAUCAGGCUCUUGCAGCUGGGACACACUCCAGCCCUGUCCCAGGAUCCAUAGGAGUUGCAGGCCGUUCCCAGGACGACGCUAUGGUGGACUACUUCUUUCAGAGGCAGCAUGGUGAGCAGCUUGGGGGAGGAGGAAGUGGUGGAGGCGGCUAUAAUACUAGCAAACAUCGAUGGCCUACAGGGGAUAACAUUCAUGCAGAACACCAGGUACGCUCAAUGGAUGAAUUAAAUCAUGAUUUUCAAGCACUUGCUCUGGAGGGAAGAGCUAUGGGCGAGCAGCUCUUGCCAGGUAAAAAGUUUUGGGAAACAGAUGAAUCCAGCAAAGAUGGACCAAAAGGAAUAUUCCUGGGUGAUCAAUGGCGAGACAGUGCCUGGGGAACAUCAGAUCAUUCAGUUUCCCAGCCAAUCAUGGUGCAGAGAAGACCUGGUCAGAGUUUCCAUGUGAACAGUGAGGUCAAUUCUGUACUGUCCCCACGAUCGGAGAGUGGGGGACUAGGCGUUAGCAUGGUGGAGUAUGUGUUGAGCUCAUCCCCGGGCGAUUCCUGUCUAAGAAAAGGAGGAUUUGGCCCAAGAGAUGCAGACAGUGAUGAAAACGACAAAGGUGAAAAGAAGAACAAGGGUACGUUUGAUGGAGAUAAGCUAGGAGAUUUGAAGGAGGAGGGUGAUGUGAUGGACAAGACCAAUGGUUUACCAGUGCAGAAUGGGAUUGAUGCAGACGUCAAAGAUUUUAGCCGUACCCCUGGUAAUUGCCAGAACUCAGCUAAUGAAGUGGAUCUUCUGGGUCCAAACCAGAAUGGUUCUGAGGGCUUAGCCCAGCUGACCAGCACCAAUGGUGCCAAGCCUGUGGAGGAUUUCUCCAACAUGGAGUCCCAGAGUGUCCCCUUGGACCCCAUGGAACAUGUGGGCAUGGAGCCUCUGCAGUUUGAUUAUUCAGGCACGCAGGUACCUGUGGACUCAGCAGCCGCAACUGUGGGACUUUUUGACUACAAUUCUCAACAACAGCUAUUCCAAAGACCCAACGCCCUUGCUGUCCAGCAGUUGACAGCUGCCCAACAGCAGCAGUAUGCGCUUGCAGCAGCCCACCAGCCUCACAUUGCAGGUUUAGCUCCCGCUGCGUUUGUCCCCAACCCAUACAUCAUCAGCGCUGCUCCCCCGGGGACGGACCCCUACACAGCUGGAUUGGCUGCAGCAGCGACACUCGGCCCAGCUGUGGUCCCUCACCAAUAUUAUGGAGUCACUCCAUGGGGCGUCUAUCCUGCCAGUCUUUUCCAGCAGCAAGCUGCUGCAGCUGCAGCAGCAACAAAUUCUGCUACUCAACAGAGCGCUCCACAGGCCCAACAAGGACAGCAACAGGUUCUUCGUGGAGGGGCUAGCCAGCGUCCUUUAACCCCAAAUCAGAACCAGCAGGGACAACAAACAGAUCCCCUUGUAGCAGCUGCAGCAGUGAAUUCUGCUCUUGCCUUUGGACAAGGUCUGGCUGCAGGUAUGCCAGGUUAUCCAGUCUUGGCUCCUGCUGCUUACUAUGACCAAACUGGUGCCCUCGUGGUUAAUGCAGGGGCGAGAAAUGGUCUCGGAGCUCCUGUUAGGCUUGUUGCUCCGGCUCCCGUCAUCAUUAGCUCCUCAGCUGCACAAGCAGCUGUUGCAGCGGCUGCAGCUUCUGCAAAUGGAGCAGCCGGUGGUCUUGCUGGAACCACUAACGGACCAUUUCGACCUUUAGGCACCCAGCAGCCCCAGCCCCAGCCUCAGCAACCUAGCAACAACUUGGCUUCCAGCUCCUUCUAUGGCAACAACUCUAUGAGCAGCAACUCCCAGAGCAGCUCCCUCUUCUCUCAGGGCUCUGCCCAGCCUGCCAACACGUCCUUGGGAUUCGGAAGCAGCAGUUCUCUUGGUGCCACCCUGGGAUCGGCCCUUGGAGGGUUUGGAACAGCAGUUGCAAACUCCAACACUGGCAGUGGCUCCCGCCGUGACUCCCUGACUGGCAGCAGUGACCUUUAUAAGAGGACAUCGAGCAGCUUGACCCCCAUUGGACACAGUUUUUAUAACGGCCUUAGCUUUUCCUCUUCUCCUGGACCCGUGGGCAUGCCUCUCCCUAGUCAGGGACCAGGACAUUCACAGACACCACCUCCUUCCCUCUCUUCACAUGGAUCCUCUUCAAGCUUAAACCUGGGAGGACUCACAAAUGGCAGUGGAAGAUACAUUUCUGCUGCUCCUGGUGCCGAAGCCAAGUACCGCAGUGCAAGCAGUGCCUCCAGCCUCUUCAGCCCUAGCAGCACUCUGUUUUCUUCCUCUCGGCUGAGAUAUGGGAUGUCUGAUGUCAUGCCCUCUGGCAGGAGCAGACUUUUGGAAGAUUUUCGAAAUAAUCGGUACCCUAAUUUACAACUACGGGAGAUUGCUGGCCAUAUAAUGGAAUUUUCCCAAGACCAGCAUGGGUCUAGAUUCAUUCAGCUGAAACUAGAGCGUGCCACAGCAGCUGAGCGCCAGCUUGUCUUCAAUGAAAUCCUCCAGGCUGCGUACCAACUUAUGGUGGAUGUGUUUGGAAAUUACGUCAUUCAGAAGUUCUUUGAAUUUGGCAGUCAUGAACAGAAGCUAGCUUUGGCUGAGCGCAUUCGAGGCCACGUCUUAUCAUUGGCACUGCAGAUGUAUGGCUGCCGAGUUAUCCAGAAAGCUUUGGAGUUUAUUCCCUCAGACCAGCAGGUAAUUAAUGAGAUGGUACGGGAGCUAGAUGGCCAUGUCCUGAAGUGUGUAAAAGACCAGAAUGGCAACCAUGUGGUUCAGAAGUGCAUUGAAUGUGUACAGCCCCAGUCUUUACAGUUUAUCAUUGAUGCAUUCAAAGGCCAGGUAUUUGCUUUGUCUACUCACCCUUAUGGCUGCAGGGUGAUUCAGAGGAUCUUAGAGCACUGUCUCCCUGACCAGACUCUCCCUAUCCUUGAGGAGCUUCACCAGCACACGGAACAGCUUGUGCAGGAUCAGUAUGGAAAUUAUGUAAUCCAACAUGUACUGGAGCAUGGUCGUCCUGAGGAUAAAAGCAAAAUUGUAGCAGAGAUCCGAGGCAAUGUACUUGUAUUGAGUCAGCACAAAUUUGCAAGCAAUGUUGUGGAGAAGUGUGUCACUCAUGCCUCACGUACAGAGCGUGCUGUACUCAUCGAUGAGGUGUGCACCAUGAAUGACGGUCCCCACAGUGCCUUAUACACCAUGAUGAAGGAUCAGUAUGCCAACUAUGUGGUCCAGAAGAUGAUCGAUGUGGCUGAGCCAGGUCAGCGGAAGAUUGUCAUGCACAAGGAAUUCAGGGCAGGAACUGAUACAGAGAGGCAAUGGAGGAACGCUGCUUGCUGGCUUGGCUUGCUCAGCCUGAUUGCUUAUAGCACCCAGGACCACCUACCUGCCCAGGGGUGGUACCAGCCACAGUGGGCUGGGUCCUCCCUCAUCAGUCAUCAAUCAACAAAAUGCAUCACAGUCUUGCUCACAGGCCAAUCAGAUCCGGCCACACAUCGCGACGCUUCGAAAGUACACCUAUGGCAAGCACAUCCUGGCCAAGCUGGAGAAGUACUACAUGAAGAAUGGUGUGGACUUGGGGCCCAUGUGUGGCCCCCCUAAUGGUAUCAUCUGAGCAGUGCACCCAUCCCCGUCCCGCUGACCUCACUGACCCUGGCAGAUCCAACCAGCAACCAGAAAUGCCCAGCGUAGAGUCAGAAGUGGGCAACGGUUGCUCCGGGAUUACUCCCUCCUCCAAAAGGAAUCAGAUCCAUCCGUGGAAAGGCCUUUGUAAAUUUCAUUUUAUUACACAUGUACUAAUUAUUUUUUUUAAUUGACUAAUUGCCCUGCUGUUUACUGGUGUAUAGGAACUUGUACAUAGGUAAUCAGUGUACAUGGGAGGCCACAUGUUUUAUGUUGUAUCUAUAUUCCACAUGUGGACACUUUCAGGGUGGUUGGUUUAACAAAAAAAAAAGUUUAAAAAAAGACAAAAAAAGGUUUUUAACUCAUUUGCCUUGUGGCAAGUUUUGCAAAUAGCUCUUCCCGACCUCCUCAUUUUAUUAAAAAAACAAAAAACAAAAAACAAAACUGAGAAAUUUGAAUUUUAGUUAAAUGACCCCAAAUUGGCAUUUAACACUGUUUAUAAAAUAUAUAUAUAUAUAUACAUAUAUACAUAUGAAAUGGGAACGUUUCAGAGUCGUUAAAGCAUCAGCCUGUGACACAGAGUUCAUGACAUUCUUUUUGGAGAUGACCUCAUGCUGAGGAAGGUGGUGGCCGCAGAUCCAGGUGGAAAAGGAGUCACAGAGGCCCAAGGCCAGUGGUUGGGGCCAUGGGGUUGCUCUCUGUGAACACUGAGAAGCAGAAUCUGACUAUUUAGCAUGAGUGAAAAUCCAGCUCUGCUCCUGGUCUUGCUUCUAUAGAUACAUAGUGUAUACUUGUGUAGACUUUUGCAUAUAUAUGGAUUUGUAGUAUUUCCUGUUUUGAUGUCUAAUCUGUAUCUAUAAUGUACCCUAGUAGUCGGACAUCCUUUUGAUUGUACAAUUGUACAUUUGUAUACCUGUAAUGUAAAUGUGGAGAAGUUUGAAUCAACAUGAACACGUUUUUUUGGUAAGAAAAGAGAAUCAGCGCCCCCCCCCCCCCCAUGCACUCAGUGUAUAUCCACCUUUUAUGGUCGUAGCAGAUAGUGUUGUAUAUUGUAAAUUGUAAUUUCAACCAGAAGUAAAUUUUUUUCUUUUGAAAGAAUAAAUGUUCUUUAUACAGCCUAGUUAAUGUUUAAAAAGAAAAAAUAGCUUGGUUUAUUUGUCAGCUAGUCAAGAUGGUAGCGAGAGCCUUUCUAAAUGUUACUUCAGACGAUUCAGUUCACACUAGUGUUCUUUUUUUUUUUUAAUCCUAAAAAAUGUUUUGCUUAUUUUGUGACAGUCAAGAAAGGACGUGCAGAAGUUUCGCCUGCCCUUCCCCGCUCAGCGCCUCCCUUGUAAAGUGACUCGCCCUCCGUUUUGUACAGAUGAGCUGUAUUUUGCAUUUUGUCUACUUGUAAGUGAAUGUAACAUACUGUCAAUCCUCGUUUGAAUAUAGACUGUAACACUACACGGUGUACAUUUCCAGAGCCUUGUGUAUAUUUCCAAUGAACUUUUUGCAAGCACACUUGUAACCAUAUGUGUAUAAUUAACAAACCUGUGUAUGCUUAUGCCUGGGCAACUAUUUUUUGUAACUCUUGUGUAGAUUGUCUCUAAACAAUGUGUGAUCUUUAUUUUGAAAAAAAUACAGAACUUUGGAAUCUGAA